AUGAUCGAUCGCUUGAAAUUUAUUCAAUAUAUGACGAGGCGGAAACUCAGUCACCUCGGUUCUGAGAACCAGUUCAACGCAAUUGAGGCUGUUAUAGGAUUUUUUGUUACAAGGGGUUUAGGAACCCAAGGAACUGUUAUGUCUUUGGUCAAUGCGGUGGGGUUAGAAGCUAUCCAACGUGGAGCAGCGAUCUCGCUGGGAUACUCUAAUAGCACGGCUGGUAAUCCCGCAGCAUCGAAAUGGGCGACAUUCUUGGACCAACGGAAGACAGGAAAACUUGUUGACUGUGAUAUGCAUGACCGCGCUUGGUCAAUUGCCGAACAAACCGCGGUUAACUAUGGCAUGCAACUUGCAUCUUCGAGGCCUGACCUUAAGCCUCUAACUCAGUGGGAACAAAGGUGGCAUCAAUUUACAAAUGUCUUCCGUACAAUAAUGCAGCAUCGACAGACAUUGCUAUGGUUGAUCAAGAUGAUUUUCUCGACCGAUCCAAGUGUGCCUAUAGUUUUCGAGGCCUUCUUAAACUGGGUAACGGAUAUAACAGAGAUAAGCUCCAUAGGGCUCCUCUCGGAAGUUGCUUGGCAGUUGAGCCUUCUGGAGCUAUCCUGGAAGGGUGGAGAUCCGGCUGGAGAUGUGGCAGUGAUGCUGCAGAUGAUUUUUGAAUUUUGGAAAGCAUUUCAAGUGAAUGAAGGGCUGUUGUGA
This is a messenger RNA of Ophidiomyces ophidiicola, 699 nucleotides long. RefSeq lists its product as uncharacterized. The transcript is spliced from 3 exons. Bases 1 to 699 code for a protein of 232 amino acids. Lineage: Eukaryota; Fungi; Ascomycota; Eurotiomycetes; Onygenales; Onygenaceae. The record is from RefSeq and is a predicted model, not a curated record.